Molecule: messenger RNA, 2736 nt
Organism: Peromyscus maniculatus bairdii (prairie deer mouse)
Lineage: Eukaryota; Metazoa; Chordata; Mammalia; Rodentia; Cricetidae
Source: RefSeq, a predicted model, not a curated record
UGGCAAGAUAGUUCAGCAAGUAAAGGCCCUCGCCUCCAAGCCUGGCAACUUAAAUUCAAUCCCUGAACCCACAUGGUAGAAGAAGAGACUCACACCUGGCCUCCGUAGGCAUCUGCACACAUCUGGUUCCGGCAUACACACAUAUACAUAAAUAAAAAUAAAUCUCGGAGGGAAAAAAGACCAUAUCUCAAAAAGUUGCCAAGAAAGAGGAUGCCAUGGCUGGAAUAGCAGCCUCCUUGGUAGACUACAUGGUUUGCCCUUGGGACCUUGGAGACGAUCUUCUAGAGAUCUUCAUGCUUCUGCUGUUGAUGCUGUCCCCAACCUGGGCUCCAGACAGGAUCUCCAGAAAGCCAUGCAGAAUCUUAAGCCAUGAAGGACUAUUCCGAUGUCAUCCUCCGUCCAGAGGCAACUGAACUGAGCAAGACAGAGUUCUGCAAUCCUGCUUUCGAUCCUGAAGCAGGGCCUUCUUGCCCUCCACCAGCCUUACAGAAAGAUGCCAGCAGAAGCCUCAAAGCUCCCUGGCAUGCCCAGCGUCUCCGAGGGCUACAGCCGGACUGUCAUUUCUCCUGGCUCUGUAUCCUGCUGCUCAGUGGCCUGCUGGUCCUGCUGCUGGGGCUGCUGGUGGCUGUCAUCCUGGCUCAGUUCCAGGCUACAUCCCUCCCCAGGACAACUGAAAGUCCACCGCCCGUCCCAGGCCUCACCCCCAAGGGUAGCAGCAUUCCUAGCUCCACUCCUAAUACCAGCACCAGCACCAGCACCAGCACCACCAGCACCACCUCUCCAGCAACCACGGGGCAACAGGAGGCAGCCCUGAGCCCUACACACCAGACCACCUGCGGAGGCGUCCUUCUUGGUCCAAGGGGUUUCUUCAGCAGCCCCAACUACCCAGAUCUUUACCCACCCCAUAGCCACUGUGUCUGGCAUAUCCAGGUAGCCACAGGCCAGACAAUACAGCUCAAGAUUCAAGCCCUCAGCAUAGAAGGUGUGCUCUCCUGUCUUUUUGAUCGCUUGGAAAUUAGCCCAGAGCCUUCAGGUCCACUCCUCAGGGUGUGUGGUAAAACGCCUCCAGCCACGCUGAACACCAACACCAGCCACCUCCGUGUGUCCUUCGUCUCUGACGAUGACGUGGAAGGGUCUGGUUUCCAGGCCUGGUACCAAGCUGUGGCCCCUGGGCACUGGAGCUGCGCCCAUAAUGAGUUCCGCUGUGACCUGCUCCUCUGCCUGAAGCAUGACUUAGUGUGUGAUGGUAUUACCAACUGUGCCGAUGGCAGUGACGAGGCCAAUUGCAGCGCCGAGACCUUCGGGUGUGGAGGGAAUCUGACUGGGCUCCACGGGGUAUUCUCUACCCCCAACUACCCACAGCACUACCCUCACCAACAGCUUUGCACCUGGUACAUCUCAGUGCCCAUGGGAUACGGCGUGAGACUACAGUUCCACAACUUCAGUCUGGAAGCACAAGCCGAGUGCAAGUUUGACUACGUGGAGGUGUAUGAGGCCGGCACUUCCGGGGCCUUCAGCUUCCUGGGCAGGUUCUGCGGCACAGAGCCACCACCCCACCUCAUCUCCUCACGGCACCAGCUGGCUGUGAUCUUUAAGACGGAUCUUGGUAUCAGCAGCGGGGGCUUCUUAGCCACCUACCAGGCCACCAACGCUACAGAGAACCCUUGUGGGCCCCGAGAGUUCUGCCAGAACGGAGGAUGUAGGGAUCUGCAGUGGAUGUGUGACUUAUGGAGAGACUGUGGGGAUGGCAGCAGUGACAAUUGUAGCAGUCACUUGUUCCCACAGCCAGACCUGGCCUGUGAACCUGUCCAAGUGGAGAUGUGCCUUGGACUAAGCUACAGUACCACAGCUUUCCCCAACAUCUGGGUGGGCCUGGCCACCCAGGCGGAGGUGGUAGACAUCGUCAGAGGCUACAAGAGUCUGACCAGUCUACCCUGCUACCAGAGUUUCCGGAGGUUCCUUUGUGGGCUGCUUGUACCUCGCUGCACCCCACUGGGCACUAUCCUGCCCCCUUGCCGCUCUGUCUGCCAGGAGGCAGAGCGACAGUGCCAGUCUAGCCUGGCACUACUGGGCACCCCCUGGCCCUUCAACUGCAACAGGCUGCCUGAGGCGGCUAGCCUGGAUGCUUGUUCCCAGCCCUGACCGGACGCCAGCCCUACCCUGUCUGCCCAUGCUCCUCUACCCAUAUGAGUGGGCAGGGCAGGCAGAAAACAAAGGGAAGAGUGCCCUGGGCACGGGACUCUGCCCAUCCUCUCUGGUGCUUCCCAGGGAGAAGGAAGGACCAGUUCUGACUCUGAUCCUGCCCAGAGCAGCUUCUCUGCACGCUUAUUUGCCAAGACCACCCCAGGCAGGGGCCGGGCCCAUAUUGUGCCCCUGGACAGCCUAGAGACUUCCUACCCAAGUCUUUGACCCUGACUCCCCAUCUUCUGCCUCCCCCUUUCCAUUUGAGUAUUGAAGAUCAGUCACCAGACCUUCAGCUUUUCCGUUUAGUCAGCAAAACCGUAUUGAGUGCCUACCGGUGUGGUGGGACCCUCUCCUACCCCUGGGGGUCCAACUGGCUCUCUGCUUUUGGAAUUCUUCACCCUGGGCUCUGCUGAUCCAGUUCUCCACCCUCCACCCCACCCACACACACUAACUAGUCCUGACCUUGGUCUCUAUCACUGCCCCAUCCCUCCCUCCCUCCAGCUCCCGGGAACUGAAGCCCCAGGAACUGUCUGUCUGACCGUUCAGCCUCUC